UCUCAGCUAUAUUCUCUUCCCUUCAUUUCCAACCUUUCUCCUCCAACUCAAACCCAAAAACUCUUCUUCUUCUUCCUUUUCUUCUUCACCAUAUUCUUCUUCUUCUUCAUCAUCAUCUUCUUCUUCUUAACCAUCUUCUUCUUUUUAUCCCUUAUUCUUAAUCUUCUUCUUCUUCUUCAAAACAAUAGCAAAAACCGUGGCUUGAACCUUCAAACUCCACGCUUUCCUUUCCAAACUCUCAUGCCAUUCUCUCCUCGCCUAUCCACCAACCACCACACACCAUGGAACCUCACAAGCUCCAACGAACCAGCCCCACCCACUAACCAAAAUCUCUCCUUUAGGAGAGUCUCACCCUUUUCCUCGCUCCGAACCUCCCUCGACUGCGUCUCUGAUGGAGGGGUUGCGAAGGAGGUGCCGGUUCGGCUUCCUUUUGUGGUUGUCAGGAGACCGACAGAAGCUUCUAGAUUCUUCUGGGCUGGGAACUGCCUGCAGGUGGUGACGGUCGACGGUGGCGCCGCCGCGGAUGCUGACGUGGACUUCGAUGAUAGGGUGUUGAGGGUGUGUGGGUCCGUUGUGAGGGAGUUCUUUAUUCCGAGAGGGGUGACGGGGAACUAUAUGGAGUAUGUGAAGUGGAAGCUUCUGCAUCGGGUUUUCAGCUCCGCGCUGCAAGUGCUUGCCACUCAAGCAAUGUUUACAGCCAUGGGAGUUGGAUUCUCGAGUUCUCUUCCAUCAGCUGCUGCCCUUAAUUGGGUGUUAAAAGAUGGCAUUGGACGACUAAGCAGAUGCAUAUACACUGCUAGUCUAGCAUCUGCUUUUGAUACAAAUUUAAAGAGGGUCAGGUUCACUACAUCUGUUCUUUUUGUUGCAAGCAUUGGACUUGAAUUACUUACUCCCACAUUUCCUCGAUGCUUCCUGCUUCUUGCAACUAUUGCCAAUAUUUCUAAACAAAUAAGCCUUGCUUGUUACUUAGCAACUCGGUCAGCUGUUCAUCAAAGUUUUGCAAUAGGAGAUAACCUUGGUGAAAUAUCUGCUAAGGCACAGAUUCAAACAGUGUGCUUUGACAUCCUUGGUCUUAUGCUUGCUGCACUUGUUAACAUGUGUAUAGAGAACCAUCGAAGGCAACAAGCAGGUCUGCAUUACCUUAUCUAUCCCUUUUUUGCUGCAAUGGAUCUCUUUGGGAUUUAUCAAGGAUUAAAGCAUGUACAUCUGCAAACUUUGACUAAGGAUAGGCUUGAAAUUAUUCUGAGCACUUGGAUUGAGCGUGGAUAUGUGCCAUCCCCUUCAGAGGUGAGCGAUAAAGAAGGAGUUAAUUUUCUGGGAUUUAAAGGUAAAUGCUCGUGGCCAAUUAGAAUAGGGUGCUUAAAUCCCAAGGACCAAUUACCAAAGUGGUCUAUGAAGACAAUACAGUGUAUAACUAAUGAGGAUUAUUACUUUGUGUGCGUGGAGUUCUUCAAAGGAUUAAAAGGAACUAGAAAGCAGUCUAUCCUUCUUUCCAUUCGCGAAGGAGCCGAAGCAGCACACAUAAUCAUGGGUUUGUUGCAGGCUUGCUACAUCAGAAGGGCUCUACUUAUGAACAGUAGUAGGUGGGAGAUUAUUGUAGAGGAAAACAAUGCAUCAGACUCAACAAUGGAAGAUUGGUCUAUAAUUGUUGAGAAUGCCAAGAGAUCUGCAGAGAGGGAUGUGUCUAAUUUGAUUGACCAAAUGGUGGAAAUGGGUUGGAUGGUGAAGAACAUUCUAUUGUCAACACAAGAACAGAUUCGAUACAGUUUUGUGUGUGAUUAAAUAUAGUUUUCAAGAUUUGGUUGGCUCCUUAUUUCAAUGGGAGUGUUUGGGGAUAUAAGAUACCAUUCAUUUUAAGAUUAGACUAAAGAAUAAGGUGAAAAAUGUGUUGUCUGUAUAAUGCACACUUUUUGUUGCAGGGUAUUAUUAAGCUUAUGCAUUGAAUGUAUACACAUGUAUGCCUAAAUUGUAUUAUUACACUUUCACACUAGAAAAAAAGGCAAUGCUCUCUUCUCUCUUUUCUUGUUUA
Molecule: messenger RNA, 2029 nt
Organism: Vigna unguiculata (cowpea)
Lineage: Eukaryota; Viridiplantae; Streptophyta; Magnoliopsida; Fabales; Fabaceae
Gene: RUS4
Product: root UVB sensitive protein (Protein of unknown function, DUF647)
Source: RefSeq, a predicted model, not a curated record